AUGUCCGAAAACCGUACUCUCACCCGCUUUAAAGCUAAACGUCCGUAUACCCGACCGAAGUUCGCGCGAAUGGUUGUUCCCCAUUUGCACAGUGUCAAGUAUAGUAUCUGUGGGCAUUGCUUCAGUAACUAUAUCUUCACAAAGGGAGAGGGGAUCAACGCCAACAAGUGCUGUUGCCGCCGCAUUGACCCCGUGAAGAUUUCCUUCGACAGUAAGGAACAGAUUAUGAGGCGUAUCACGGAACGCGUGAUCCACGGCCGUUGCUCGCCAUGUAACCAGCAAGCCGAAGAGUCACGUCUACGACUCGAAGAAGAUCGCGAGAACGACACCUGCACGGCGAUUCUAGCAAGAAUCGCAGCCAAUGCGGGCGACUUUGGAUGGGAAGAACUGACCGAGGACUGGGUCCCGGUUUUAGAAGAGAAGAAGACAAAUAAAGAAACUUAA
Molecule: messenger RNA, 444 nt
Organism: Orbilia oligospora ATCC 24927
Lineage: Eukaryota; Fungi; Ascomycota; Orbiliomycetes; Orbiliales; Orbiliaceae
Exons: 2
Coding region: 1-444 (147 amino acids)
Source: RefSeq, a predicted model, not a curated record